GGGCCACAUCGACGCAGCAGCCUCUCCCCUCGCUUCCUGUCGCCGCCUGGGCCAGAGAAAGCGGAGAAGGAAGCCCAGCUACGAGGAGCAGACGACAUGACUGCCCUCACCCAGGAGCUGGGCACGGCCUUCUUCCAGAGGCAGCAGCUGCCGGCGUCCAUGGCCGAUACCUUCUUGGAGCACCUGUGUCUCCUCGACAUCGACUCUGAGCCCAUCACGGCACGCAGCACUGGCAUCGUCUGCACCAUCGGUCCUGCUUCCCGUUCAGUGGAAAGGCUGCGUGAGAUGAUCAAGGCUGGGAUGAACAUCGCAAGGCUGAACUUCUCGCAUGGCUCGCACGAGUACCAUGCGGGUUCCAUUCAGAAUAUUCGGGCAGCGACUGAAGGAUUCGCUUCCAACCCCGUCUUCUAUCGGCCCGUGGCUAUUGCGCUGGAUACCAAAGGCCCGGAAAUCCGUACUGGCCUGAUCAGAGGGGGUGAGGACAAGGAAGUGGAGCUGGUCAAAGGAUCCCAGAUGAUCGUGAGCACAGACCCAGCACUCCGAGAAUGCUGUGACCAGCACACUGUCUGGGUAGAUUAUGUCAACCUGCCAAAGGUUGUCAAGGUCGGCGGACGAAUCUUCAUUGACGACGGGCUCAUUUCCUUACUGAUCAAGGAAAUCCGCCCCAACGGCUGCGUGGUCGAAGUGGAGAACGGCGGGAUGCUCUGCAGCCGCAAAGGGGUCAACCUGCCGGGGGCCGAAGUGGACCUGCCGGCGGUCUCCCAGCGGGACAUACAGGACCUGCGCUUCGGCCUGGAGCAUGGUGUCGACAUCGUCUUCGCCUCCUUCAUCCGCAAGGCCAGCGAUGUGGCCGCAGUCCGUCAGGUGCUCGGAGAGGGUGGCCGCAGCAUCAAGGUCAUCAGCAAGAUCGAAAACCACGAGGGGGUCAAAAACUUCGAUGAAAUCCUGGAGGCCAGCGAUGGCAUCAUGGUGGCCAGAGGUGACCUGGGCAUUGAAAUCCCUGGCGAGAAGGUUUUCCUUGCUCAGAAGAUGAUGAUCGGUCGUUGUAACCGUGCUGGGAAGCCCGUCAUCUGUGCCACUCAGAUGCUGGAGAGCAUGGUCAAAAAGCCCCGGCCCACAAGGGCAGAAGUCAGCGAUGUGGCCAAUGCGGUGCUGGACGGAGCCGACUGCAUCAUGCUGUCGGGGGAGACGGCCAAAGGCACCUACCCUGUGGAGGCUGUGCAGAUGCAACAUGCGAUUGCCCGGGAAGCUGAGGCUGCCAUGUACCACCACCAGCUCUUUCAGGAGUUACGCCGCCUGACCCCGCUGAGCCAAGACCCCACUGAGGUGACGGCCAUCGGUGCCGUGGAAGCCUCGUUCAAGUGCUGCGCGGCCGCCAUCAUCGUUCUCACGACAUCCGGCAGAUCCGCACAGCUUCUCGCUCGCUAUCGGCCCCGCGCCCUUAUCAUUGCUGUGACCCGCGAUGAGCAGGUGGCCCGCCAGGUGCACCUGAACCGUGGCGUCUUUCCGGUCCUGUGGCGUGGCGCUACGCAGGAAGUGUGGGCAGAUGACGUCGAUCGCCGUGUGCAGUUUGGCGUCGAGAUAGGCCGGGUGCGUGGGUUCCUGCAGUCGGAGGACGUGGUCAUUGUGGUGACCGGCUGGAGACCAGGAACUGGCUACACCAACAUCAUGAGGGUCCAGCAGGUCCCAUGAAGGCCAUAAGUGUCGGAUAUUGUAACUCUGCAUGCAAGAGCUCCCAGACCUGUAAAGAGAGAUUGUGUUUGUGUGUCUGUGUGUACCCGAGGCUAUUAAAACUUUUAGCUGCAUCUUCGUCACCUGGUUUCGUUGCCACUGUCCAAGAUUUUGCAAGCAGUUGCCAUGGGCAACAGAAGGUAGUGAGAAGGCUUCAGCCAGCCGAUGUAGGCCUAAGUGGUCAUAAAGGCAUAGGAUUUGGGAUGUUGUAUUCUUCCUCGGUUUUGACUCAUCUCGCCCGCUAUUGAAAUAGUUGGGGAAAACAGGCGCGCAGGACUUCCAACCCCAUCCGGCUCUUUAAGGGAAAGGGAUGAAACCAGCAGGGACCCUGUAGUUUCAGAGAGAGAGAGAACUGUUCCAAAGUAACUCUUAUUGAAGUGCAAAACCAUAAUGCAAAAAUAUUCAAGCAAAUCGCUGUUUCAGUAUUCAUCAUGUUAGAAGACAUAAAAAGCCAAUACUUAUUUUAAAAAGAGCGCACGUAUACCUUAUUUAGGAAUAUGCAUUCCAGCCGUCGGUCGAUACCUAACAAUGGAGGUGUUGGCAGAGAGCCCUGAACAGUGGCAGACAUUGACAUUAUGUAGAAGAGAAAUCCAUAGUGCCUGUCAGUUAAGAACUGACGAAACCCAAAUCCUUCCCCUCGCUUACCGGAGGAACUCUGCUCAGAGUUAACUCAUAACCUUCGAGGUUAGAAACACCCGACACCCUCCCUAUGUCAAGGCAGAUUCUGGAAAGUCUGAAAUCUCAACUGUUUUUAACUUCCAGGCUGAACAGAGGGCAUUGUCAGGCCUGAGAGAGGCAUAUAACAACAGCUAAUCCUUAUGCAAAGCCUUAUGGGAGAGAGAACCAAACAGAGUGGCAUACGCUAAUUCAGGCUGCUAUACAGGAAUA
Messenger RNA from Gekko japonicus, 2619 nucleotides. It is a transcript of the gene PKLR, whose product is annotated as pyruvate kinase, liver and RBC. The record is from RefSeq and is a predicted model, not a curated record. Bases 97 to 1692 code for a protein of 531 amino acids. The transcript is spliced from 11 exons. Gene Ontology annotation, molecular function: potassium ion binding; magnesium ion binding; pyruvate kinase activity. Gene Ontology annotation, cellular component: cytoplasm. Lineage: Eukaryota; Metazoa; Chordata; Lepidosauria; Squamata; Gekkonidae. Gene Ontology annotation, biological process: cellular response to insulin stimulus; glycolytic process.